This is a messenger RNA of Rhagoletis zephyria (snowberry fruit fly), 1508 nucleotides long. RefSeq lists its product as uncharacterized. Lineage: Eukaryota; Metazoa; Arthropoda; Insecta; Diptera; Tephritidae. The record is from RefSeq and is a predicted model, not a curated record.
UUGAGUUGUAAAAUAUGAGAAAUUCUCAGUCACACUAGAGUGAGAAGCGUAAUCGCUGCUAAAAGCUCUAACUUUUCAUAUUUAAAGCCACUCCAUUCAUGCGAAGAUCGCAGAGACCAAACAGAAUUCAACACGUACACUUUGAAUAAAUAAAUUUUAAGCAAUGGCACCCAAACCAGAGGAGUACAACGAAGAUGAAUUGGAAGCUCCAAAAUGGCUAGACGGCGAAUUCUUCACAAAAGUGUUGCAGAACUCCGAGCGAAAUGCGUCUAAGGUGGAGGUGAAGAGCUACAAAAUAAGCCCGGCCACUGUUAAGGGCGAUCACUAUGCGAGUGUGAUGUUUCGUGCAGCCGUGGACUACCAGAUAAAUGGUGUUGAUAAAACCAAAUCGAUGAUCAUCAAGACGAUGCCAGAGGUGGAGGGGACGAAGAAGGAAAUGUUGGAGAAGUAUGGCAUAUUCGAGGUGGAGAUCGGAAUGUACACGCAAGUGCUGCCGCGUUUCGAAAAGUAUUUGCGAGCGGUAGGCGACGAUACCAAGCUAAUGGCGCCCGUACUCUAUCAUUCGCUGUCUCCACACAAGCUCAUCGUUUUCGAAGAUCUGGUGCCUCUGGGGUACAAUGUGCUGCGUGGUCGUUUCGCCACUGCGGAAGAAGCGAAAGCCACUUACACAAAACUGGCCAAAUGGCACGCGAUUAGCCACAAAAUAAUGCGCGAGGAACCGCACUACUUCGAUGAAUAUCGGCACAGUUUCCUCUCGCAAGAUAACGUUAAAGAAAAUCCUUUCUUUGGCAAAGGUAUAGUAUUUUUCUUGGAGAUGCUGCGCAAAAUGCCUGAGUUACAAGAAUAUUUGCCUCAUUUUGAGAAACUUUUUGCAAAAGUAGAUUUGAUCGACGAGGCCAUUGCCUCUUAUACGGAAUAUCGCGUAGCGCCGCGAGAUGAUGCCUUGUAUGUGCUCAACCAUGGCGACUUUCACCUCAAGAAUAUGAUGUUCAAACAUAACUCAGAUACUGGCAAACUGGAAGAUCUGAUGCUUGUGGACUUUCAGUUCUCGCAUGUUGGCCCGAUCACUAGUGACUUGAUAUAUUCGAUAUUUAUGCUGUUGGACAGCAAGCUGCGCCCGAAUACAGCGGAAUUUCUAUACCAUUACUUCAGCGUAUUCAGAGACACUCUGGAAAGGCUUGGAUUUGAAGGUCCGCUGCCAACCUUAGCUAAAUUCCGAGAACAAUUAUUUCAACAUAAAUUUCUGGAACUAUUUUUUAUGGCAUCCUUCCUGCCGAUGUGGCCAGGAUUUAGUCGCGGAGAAAUCUCAAUUGAUGCGUUCGUUAAAGAUGAAGAAUAUCGGCGUAAGAUAUACGAAGAUAAAGAAUAUAUUGAAGAAUUAUUGGUUGUGAUUCCCAAAUACUUACAUCUGGGAUACUUGGAACCAUAAGCGAUAAAUACAUAUGUACAUUAGACUGCAUCACUCCCCAUACAAAAAAUAAUCGGUACUAUUUUUCCAUUGGAAUUAU